This is a messenger RNA of Culex quinquefasciatus (southern house mosquito), 660 nucleotides long. It is a transcript of the gene Syx17, whose product is annotated as syntaxin-17. Gene Ontology annotation, cellular component: autophagosome membrane; plasma membrane; SNARE complex. Gene Ontology annotation, molecular function: SNARE binding; SNAP receptor activity. Gene Ontology annotation, biological process: intracellular protein transport; vesicle fusion; exocytosis. The record is from RefSeq and is a predicted model, not a curated record. The coding region runs from base 1 to 660 and encodes 219 amino acids. Lineage: Eukaryota; Metazoa; Arthropoda; Insecta; Diptera; Culicidae. The transcript has a single exon.
AUGCAGCAAAAGAUCGCCGCCCGGUCCCAGUCCUCCUACAGCUUCCAAGACGACGACAACUACGACGACGAAGACGACCUCCGGCGUGGCCGACGCAACGGCGACAACCAGUACCAGCUGGCGGCGCAGAUUCCCCAAAUCACGAGCAGCUACGACCGGCAAGCGGACGAACUGCGGCACCGGGCCGAGUGCCUCAAGGAGAUGGAAGUACUGCAGCGGGACAUUGUCGAAAUUCAGGACCUGUUCCAGGCGGUCCACAAAAUGGCCCACGGUCAGGCGGAAAUGGUUACGGCGGUGGAGGAAAACGUCGAGGUGACCCAGAUCCAGGUGGAGGAGGGUGUAACGGCGCUGCAGCGAGCCCUGCGCUACAAGAAGGCCAUCUAUCCGAUGUGUGGCGCCCUGCUGGGGUCCUGCAUAGGCGGUCCGAUUGGGUUGGUUGUUGGACUGAAGGCCGGGGGGUUGGCGGCCAUAGGCGGGGGGUUGAUGGGAUUCGCCGGGGGAAAGUACAUCAAAAACGAGGAAGGGGUGGACGUGGUCGAUGCGAUAGACGGUGGGGACAAGGGCGUUGAGGUGGAGGCUAAUGGGGCGGCGCUGGCGGUGGGCGCGACGGAACAGGAACAGGACCAGCAGCAGUGGGUGAUUUGCGAACGGAAGGAAUGA